This is a messenger RNA of Corticium candelabrum, 920 nucleotides long. RefSeq names its product transmembrane protein 272-like. The transcript is spliced from 6 exons. The record is from RefSeq and is a predicted model, not a curated record. Bases 61 to 690 code for a protein of 209 amino acids. NCBI's taxonomy places the organism in Eukaryota, Metazoa, Porifera, Homoscleromorpha, Homosclerophorida, Plakinidae.
GUUACCUAUUCUCUGCUUUGUAAUGCUAAGUAGCUGCAAGGGUAAAAAGGACGCUUGUAGAUGAGAGAACCGCUUCACAAGAGCAGCAGCUUGCCGUCCUAUUCUCAAGUGGAAGGUCGUAGUGCCAUCUCGGACGCUCCACCUUCGUACGAGAGUCUGUUCGGUCGUAUACGACAUAAGAAGGAGACGGCAAGUAGCCCAUUAGACUUCCUUGCGAAGAUGUGCUAUCUGUUGGGAGGGACAAUUGUCUGCACGGUUUUGGUGACUGUGUUUAUGGCGCUGCCCGUCUCAAUGGUUGUUAUGGGUGCUCUGUAUAAGGACGACUGCAAGUACCAAAAGUAUAUCCCAAUCUAUUUAAUUGUCGGCGGAGCCUUUGGAAUAGUGAGAACACUAUGGACAUUGUGUCAAAAGAUGUGCCGAAGUGGUGAGAGAGAGGAAGACGAAGAAAAUAGGAAAAUGAAUCCCAUAGAGAUGAUACUCAACUGUUUCAUGCUUGCCUGGUUCAUCACCGGCAGCGUCUGGAUAUACUCCAUUUAUUCAUCGUACAAUAAUGUUGAGGGCACUGCACACUACUGCAAUAAUACAUUAUAUCUCUAUGCUUUUUGGAUAACAAAUGCGACAUACAUCCUACUGGGAUCGAUUUGCUUUUGCACAUGUUGUCUGUUCAUCUGUGCAAUGAUGGUCGGGUGACACACGGUGUCAUUGACUGGAGUAAUCAGUAGAGUAUAUGAUGUAGAGUGGGUAGUACGUAUAUACUUGUAUUGGAAUUCUAGAAAUUGAUUCUGUACACGGAUGACUUUGGCAAUAGUAGCCGUUCGUGACUGUUACAUAUAACGAAGUUGUAGUGAAAUGCUAAUAUUUAUGGGAUAUGCCUGUUAAGAGUAGGGACAGUCAAGAAUCCAAUGAAUGGCCACUGAAUU